Molecule: messenger RNA, 1954 nt
Organism: Eutrema salsugineum
Lineage: Eukaryota; Viridiplantae; Streptophyta; Magnoliopsida; Brassicales; Brassicaceae
Exons: 4
Coding region: 351-1595 (414 amino acids)
Source: RefSeq, a predicted model, not a curated record
GUAAAAUGAUACAAUUCCUCCCAACAGAGCAAGCAGAAAUCUAUCAUCGAAUUUUGUUGUGGAUAAAAAGUGUUGUUGCAUAGCAGAGCGCUCGUGUUUGUCAACUGCAUAUAUUAACUAGAACCAAGACUUGAAAAGGCCUACCUUGCCGGGAAAGCUACACAUAGCCAAGUUGGAUCACCCAAAAGUAGUUAAGGAGAGAGAGAGAGAGGGGGUUCUUCACUUCACGGGAUAAAGCAAGCUACUUUUGCUUUUCUCUCCAGUUUCUCUAUUUCCUGAUGAAAAAUUGGCCUUUACCUUCUAUAUAUCACUUUGGUGAUCCCUUAACAAUUUGAUUCAUCUGGAAAAAUAUGAAUCCUUGUGAAGACGAAUAUUUUUUCAAUCACCUGUCCAUCUACUCAGACACACCCUUACAACCAUCAGAGUCAUUGCUUUCUGAUGAUCUGCGCAACUUCCGUCUUCUCCUCAAGUGCUGCGCUUUGGAUCACUCCUCUUCUUAUGGAAAAGCUGUGUCCUAUUUGAUGUUUGUAGUCUUCACUUUACUAGUCCCCCUCAUGAGUUGUCUGUCCAUCAAAACUCCUGAAACCCCACCUUCACCAGUUGUCGAGACCAAGUCAUUUAAUGUGCUUGUCCAAUUCCCAGAGUCUGGGCUGGCCCUCAUCGGCUUCUUGACCCUAGUAUGUUUCUUUAGGGUUUAUUGUCUCAGACAGCUUCUGUUUCUUGAUGAUUUUACGUUGGUGAAGCUAGGCUUUUCGCGUGAACUUGACAAGGCCUUACGUUGCAUGGCCUGCAUACUCUUGCCUUCUUUCCUUGUAGAAAUUGUGCAUAAGAGCAUAUUUUUCUCCUCAGCCGAAGUAUCAUUUCCUUUCAUAGAGUCAUCUUGUGCUACAUUGAACUUUGUGAUGUUCUUGCUCGUCUUAUUUUCAUGGGUUUACCGGACAGGAGUGUUCUUGCUCGUUUGUGUCCUGUUCCGGUUGACCUGUGAGCUGCUGAUACUGAGGUUUCGAGGGCUGCACAAGAUGUUCGAUAGAUGUGGAUCAGACACCAUAGAAGAUGUAUGUAAGGAGCACGCAAGGAUCAAGAAACAGUUGUCGAGUACAAGUCACAGGUACAGGUUCUUCAUCAUCGCGUCCUUUGUUGUGAUAAGUUCCAGUCAGUUUGUGGCCUUACUGUUAGUUUUUGCCUCAAAGUCUGACAAGAGUUUCCUCAACUCUGGUGAUUUGGUGGUAUGCUCUGCAGUUCAGCUCUGCGGAUUCUUCUUGUGCCUGUUGGGUGCUGCAAGAAUAACACACAGAGCUCAAGGAGUAGUGUGCAUUGCAACGAGGUGGCACAUGACUUUGACAUGUGCUUCUGAAGCCGCCUCACCCGACAGUGACACUGACUCAUCCGACAACGUAUACAUCAAUGUGUCGCCGUCACUGGACUCAUCUUCCUUCUUCCAGGCUAGGCAAGCUCUAGUGGAAUACCUGCGACAUAACAACAAAGGGAUUACGCUCUAUGGAUAUGCACUCGAUAGAGGAUUGCUCCAUACACUCUUUGCAUUUGAGUUCUCUCUGGUGAUGUGGAUUCUGAGCAAGGUCGUGGUUCUAUCUUAACCACUCACAGGACUAUAGAUAUCAAACAACAAAAAACGCAGAAAGCUUCAAUUAAAGCGCUUCUCUUUCAUUUUGUAAACCAUUGGACGAGCUUCUUCUUGAAGCCUUACCAGUAGAAUUUCCAAAUGUACACAGGAUUGUAAAGUGUACACAGGAACUAAAAGCUUGACCGAUGCACAAAACUUAGUCACCGGUUUAGAAAAACUGGCUUAUUGGCUUGUGGCAUUGUUUGGUUGCCUUUUUGGGCUUAGCCAUAAAUUUGAUGGAGACAUCAUAAAUAUUGGUAGCUUGUCUUCAUUUUGUAUUUGUCCAUUUCUUUCUCACCUGUCAUCUCCAUUGUUUUGUAAUAAUAACUAUUA